GGGUGAGGCGGAGAAAGCUCUGGACAAGAUUGGGUGAGGUGGGGGCAGCGGAGUCAUAUGAGGCCUCGGAGUUGGAUCCGCUGUUGCUCCUUGCCUUGACUCGGCCGGAUAGGGAAAGGACAUGGAGCGCGGGUGUUGUGUGUUUGCUGGUCUGCUCGUCUUCCUGGGCUUAUGGGCCCUGUCGGCUGCUGACCCGGUGAAGUUCAUGGACUGCGGUUCAAAAUCAGGGAAUCUUACCAUGGUGGAUAUCACUGCCUGUCCUUCCUUGCCAUGUCAACUUCACAAAGGAAAAACGUAUGGUGUGAACGUCACCUUCAUUAGCUUAACUACAAGCAAAACGAGCAAAGCUGUGGUUCAUGGUAUCCUGUCUGGCAUUCCACUUCCUUUCCAUCUCCCUAAUGAUGAUGGUUGUAAAUCUGGAAUUCAGUGCCCUAUUCGAGUAGGUCAGCAGUACAACUACAUCAAUUCUUUGGAGAUCAAAGAGGAAUAUCCCUCAGUUAAAUUGCUGGUUAAAUGGCAGCUGCAGGACGAUAAGGACAGAGACAUCUUCUGUUGGGAGAUUCCCAUUGAGAUUUCCAGCUAAAUCACCAGCUCUAAUAACAGCUGAUUUUUUUUUUCAUUUUGAAGAUUGUUUAAUCAACUGCACAAUGGAAAAUUAAGCCAAACUGUACAAAAGAACAAUUUUCAUUUAAGAACUUGAACAAAUUUGUAAUUUCAUAAUGUCAUUUUUUUAGAAAUUCUGUGACAUGUUCUUGACUUUUAAUAUAGAUCAAUUUUGUAAACUAACCCUGCAUGGACCAAUAAUAAAAUAAGACAACUAUG
Messenger RNA from Mobula hypostoma (lesser devil ray), 822 nucleotides. RefSeq names its product NPC intracellular cholesterol transporter 2-like. Bases 122 to 583 code for a protein of 153 amino acids. The record is from RefSeq and is a predicted model, not a curated record. NCBI's taxonomy places the organism in Eukaryota, Metazoa, Chordata, Chondrichthyes, Myliobatiformes, Myliobatidae. Gene Ontology annotation, molecular function: cholesterol binding. Gene Ontology annotation, biological process: intracellular cholesterol transport; cholesterol efflux. The transcript is spliced from 4 exons.